Molecule: messenger RNA, 2863 nt
Organism: Juglans regia (Persian walnut)
Lineage: Eukaryota; Viridiplantae; Streptophyta; Magnoliopsida; Fagales; Juglandaceae
Product: vesicle-associated protein 1-3-like
Exons: 10
Coding region: 98-703 (201 amino acids)
Biological process (GO): endoplasmic reticulum membrane organization
Cellular component (GO): plasma membrane; endoplasmic reticulum membrane
Source: RefSeq, a predicted model, not a curated record
CAAUUGUAAUCACUUCUAUUGACUAAAGAUACAAAGGGAAUUGACCAAAAUCCCCACAGAGUUGUAAGUUGUGUGAUUCUAUAAACUUUAUUUGGAGAUGCAGCUUUUAGAAUUCAGAAGUUCUAAAAACUUGGGUCUUCUUCUUUUUUUGUUGACACGUGAUGGCAAAGUUGAAUUGAAGAAACAGAAUUCAUGUUCUUUACAAUUGACCAAUAAAACAGAUAAAUACGUGGCAUUCAAGGUUAAAACAACCAACCCCAAAAAAUAUUGUGUCCGUCCCAACGUUGGUGUCCUUUUGCCUCGAACCGCAUGCAAUGUUACAGUUACAAUGCAAGCUCCAAAAGAGGCACCCCCUGAUUUGCAGUGCAAGGACAAAUUUCUACUUCAAAGUGUUGUUGCACUGGAUGGUGCAACCACAAAAGACAUUACCCAGGAAAUGUUUAACAAAGAGGAUGGUAAGGUUGUGGAAGAGUUUAAGUUAAGGGUCAUUUACAUUCCUGCUAAUCCCCCAUCACCUGUCCCUGAAGAAUCUGAAGAAGGUUCUCCUCCCAGAUCAUCAGUGCUUGAGAAUGGGCAUCAAAAUCGGUUAUUGUUUGAUGCUGUAUCAAGAUCUUUAGAGGAGCCUAAAGGGAAGUCUUCAGAGACAUGUUGUCUGCUUGAUACUUUCUCGAGGUUCAUUGUAGAAUGUCCUUAUAUAUGUUGAGACAAAGUGGCAAGAAGCUAGCAUUAUGAAGGUAGUAAAUGGUGGUACGUACUAAGUGUCCUUAUGUUAAUAAGACAUUUAUGUCUUCUAAUUUCAUCUGAGUCAUAGGUUUUUGACAACCUCAUGAAAAUUGUGAGUGGGGCACUUCAUUCAAAUGGAAAAUUGUGAUGUGAUUGUGACUACCAUUUAACAUUGCAUUUGUGCCUGGUCCAGCAUAAACAGAAAUUUUGCUUUUGAACUUAGGACCUAGCAGGUGGGUGUUGGAACCUUCACCCUUCUAUUGCAAUUGAUUUGGUGACAUUUUAGUAAAAGAGUUGUUAUUGUGGUUAGGAGCUAUUCUAGGAAACUAUACUUCUUCAACCAAGCUCUUUUUAUCUUAAUUGUGCUGGGAAAGGCAUCUCCUGUGACAUAUUGAAGGUGGUAGCCCGGUCUAUCUCUCUGGGUGUCAUCCACUUCAUGGGAUAUUUUUAGCUAAAUGAAGAUCCUAUUUCACUUAGCUAAAAAUAAGCAUUUUAUAUGAUAAAUCUUUAGUUAUGGCUGCAGAUUUAAGAGCUUUUAACAUUAGAAGCAAGUGAAGACAGAGGGAAUCAAUGCUUGCUGCAGUAAGCAUUUUAUACCUUUCAGAUCUACUUUUUAUACUUCAGCCUUGCUAAUUUCCUUUAGUUUUCAUCAUCAUCACUUUAUUUGUUAGCCAUGAUAGAACAAGAGAUAUUAGAAGCUUAUAGUUUGACCUAAUGGUAGUGGGAAACAUCAAAGGAAAACAUAAAACUCAGCUGCAUACUUGUCACAUGCAUACCUGCAUAAAACUCAGCUUGAUCUUCUAUGAUCUGUACUUGUCCUCUAUUCUAGUCACUUGUCACUUGUAGAACUAUGAUUUAGGCCACCAUGAGAUUUGGAAUAAGUUACCAUACGCAACCUCACAGUCCCCUAUUUUAGCAAUCCAAAUGGUGUUCAUUUCAUGCCAUCUCUCUGGUAAGCAGCUUAAUUUGUUCUUAAAUUUAGCAGUCUGAUUUUUGUCACAUGAUGCAAUUCAUACUUCAUUGAAGCAACUGUUUCUUUUAAUGCAGAGGUUGUUUUGAUGUUUGUGAGGAUGAUGUUAUUGUGCAUAGUCCAAGAGCUGUGGAUCAAGAAAAUGGAAGAAAUGUGGGUGCGUGUUCAGGACAGAGUUGUAUUUUACCACAGCAUGUAAUUUCUGAGCAUAAAAAAGUUAUGAGCAGUUCAGUACUAGCAGAGAAUGCUCUAUCUCCUUCGCUUUUGUUGGUGACGGGGACAGGUGUCGGACAAUAUUAUAUAUUAGAAUAAAUGUGUGAACGUAGUUGAGUUAUUCUUUGGUGAAAGUUUUCUAAAUCAUGCAUGAUGGUGGAUGCAAUCAUUUCAGUUAGCAAGUAGAUAGAUGUGGAUGAUGUGGGGUCCAUGGUAUGCCUUAAUAGCAGUUAAUGUUAAAUGGAUAAGAGUUCUUUAGUGUGUCCUUUACUUCAAUGGCAACUGCAGUGUGUGCCUAUUAAGAAUCAUGCGGCAAACUAUUUGCUUUGAGGAACUGUUUUAGCUUGUAAUGUGGUUUUUCAUUAUCCAUAAGCAUCCUAGAACAAAUCGAUGUGCUGUGCUAAGCAAAGUUUCUUGUUGGCUGGAAUUAGUUGUGCAAUGGCAUUCUCUAGUAUUGUCCAUGGUUUUGUAAGGAGGAUGCCGGGAUGAAAACUGCAAAGCUAAGAGAUGAGUAAGAAGUUCUGGACAGACAACAACAUGCUGAUACUAAAGUUCAAAAGAAUCUGGAAGAGAAUCUUCAACAGCUUAUAAAUCGAGAUGACAGGCAAAAGGAAGCUUAGAAGAGUUCCAACAAGCUCAGGUCCAUCCUGCAAGUGUGGUUGAGGGCAAUGCAGUAGUGAGAAGGGAAGCCAGAUGGAAGGCACCAAGGGAGAGCUUUGUCAAAGCCAAAUGGGAUGCAUGGUCAGUUGAUAGAAGAUAUUAAAAGGGCUCUUUACAGUAGACCAGAUUGGAUGGCACAACAUAAAUAUAGGGAAAGUAACACAGUUGCUGAUUUUUCUUGCAAAGUUUUCUUUUACUGUAAAGGAGGAAAGAGUUUGGAUAGAAAGUGGUUCAGUAGAAAUGCAUAGUGUUGUAUUACAGGAUAAACUCUGUAUUGGUUGAUUCAUAAAUGGAAAG